Chionomys nivalis (European snow vole) is the source of this 1027-nucleotide messenger RNA. It is a transcript of the gene Abhd14b, whose product is annotated as abhydrolase domain containing 14B. The record is from RefSeq and is a predicted model, not a curated record. Lineage: Eukaryota; Metazoa; Chordata; Mammalia; Rodentia; Cricetidae. Gene Ontology annotation, cellular component: cytoplasm.
GCCACCAACGCCCGGCUUCUGACUAGUUUUUCUUAAUAUUUAUUUAUCUAUUUAUUUAUUAUUGGGGUGGGGGUUGAGACAGGGUUUCACUGUGUAGCCCUACCUGUCCUGGAACUCCUAGAGAUUCGCUGCCUCUGUUUCCCAGGUGCUGGGAUUAAAGGCAUGCACCACCAUUGUCUGACAGCUUGUCUUAAAUUCUUAAGUGACAUUCCUAAUUCUGCCAUUGUUCAGUCAGUUGAAGCCCAAUAUCACAUAACAGAGUGGGAGAGGCAGAAAUAGUAACUGCUUUUCCUGAUCUUAAUCCAGCUCCUAGAGACCUGGUGGUCACCUAACUGCUCCCUGCUGUCUCCACUGCUCAUCAGCCUGGCUUUGAACUGCAGGCACAUCACCAUCGAGCAUGGCCAGUGUGGACCAGCAUGAGGGCACCAUCCAGGUGCAAGGCCAGGGCCUCUUCUUCAGAGAGGCUCGGCCUGGCAGUGGACAGGCUGCUCGCUUCUCUGUGCUGCUGUUGCAUGGUAUCCGUUUCUCCUCUGAGACCUGGCAGAACCUGGGUACUCUGCGUAGGCUGGCUGAGGCUGGCUACAGGGCUGUGGCCAUUGACCUACCAGGUCUUGGCCAUUCCAAGGAAGCAGCAGCCCCUGCCCCUGUCGGGGAAUUGGCCCCUGGCAGCUUCCUAGCAGCCGUGGUGGAUGCCUUGGAGCUGGGACCCCCAGUUGUGAUCAGUCCAUCCUUAAGUGGAAUGUAUGCACUGCCCUUCCUCGUGGCCCCUGGGUCCCAGCUCCGGGGUUAUGUCCCAGUGGCUCCCAUCUGCACAGACAAAAUCAGCCCUGCUGACUAUGCCAGUGUUAAGACUCCAGCUCUGAUUGUAUAUGGAGACCAGGACCCCAUGGGUUCCUCCAGCUUUCAACACCUGAAGCAGCUGCCCAACCACAGAGUGCUGGUCAUGGAGGCGGGGCAUCCCUGUUACCUGGACAAGCCUGAGGAGUGGCACACAGGGCUGCUGGAUUUCCUGCAGGGACUAGCAUGA